Messenger RNA from Glycine soja, 1169 nucleotides. Its product is annotated as mannose-P-dolichol utilization defect 1 protein homolog 2-like. The record is from RefSeq and is a predicted model, not a curated record. Lineage: Eukaryota; Viridiplantae; Streptophyta; Magnoliopsida; Fabales; Fabaceae. Bases 173 to 880 code for a protein of 235 amino acids. The transcript has 8 exons.
AUGGAAAAAAAAACACACACACACGCACUCUGAGCGAAAGAAAAACGAACAAGAAAAAAUCGGAUGAGCUAUACAUUUCUUAGCAGAAACUUCACCGGACCUGAGAAUUGAGAAAGUGUAGUUUGAGUUUCACAUCAAAAGAUUGUGUGUAAGAAGCGUUUUCUUCAGAUCGAUGGAAUAUCUUGGGAUUGAUCUAAGCUGCGCCGUUGGAUCUCUCCGCCACGGCCAGUUACCGGAGAAGGACUGCUUGCUCCCUCUCAUUUCCAAACUCCUCGGCUACGCCAUCGUCGCGGCUUCCACCACCGUCAAACUCCCCCAGAUUAUGAAAAUUCUGAAGCAUCAGAGUGUGAGAGGACUUAGCAUGAUAUCCUUCGAGCUUGAAGUUAUUGGAUAUACCAUUGCCUUGGCUUACUGUCUCCACAAAGGCCUUCCGUUUUCGGCUUACGGAGAGUUGUUGUUUCUUUUGAUCCAAGCUUUAGUAUUGGUUGCCAUAAUCUACUACUAUUCUCGACCUUUGCAUGCAAUAACAUGGAUCCGAGCAUUGCUAUAUUGUGCUGUUGCACCCACUGUCUUAGCUGGUCAAAUUGAUCCUCUCCUCUUUGAAGCUCUGUAUGCAUCCCAGCAUGCAAUCUUUCUCUUUGCAAGGAUCCCUCAAAUAUGGCAAAACUUUUCUAACAAAAGUACAGGGGAACUCAGCUUCAUAACUUCUUUUAUGAAUUUUGGAGGUUCAAUGGUUAGAGUAUUCACCACCAUCCAAGAAAAUGCACCGAAAAGUGUUCUAUUGGGCUAUGCAAUUGGUGUCGCAACAAAUUUUACCAUCUUGAGUCAGAUUAUAGCAUACCAAAAGCCUCAGGUUGGAAAGGAGAAGAAAACAAAGUAAUCGAAUUACAUUGCGUCGUGUAUAUCUCUUCAUCCUGGCCAACUCUCAGCAGACACAGAAUUUGGUCAGUCUUCAAUCGAACUUUACCUUGUUUCAAGUUUCAACUACUGAUAGGUGGACCAUAGGCAGCAGUGUAAAAGUAACAGGUGAUUAUUAUCAUAUUUAUUUUGAACCUGAGACACUUGAGCUUAAUUAGUUUAUCGUUAUUUAUCAAAGCUAAAAUUGAAAGGAUGCGUCCAGGUUCUUUGUAAGAAUCUCUUACCAUGAGUGUAAGGCUUAGUUAGUUCUA